AAGUAUUUUGUUGUGGCUUGUAGAAAAAAAGGCAGACGAUCAUCAUCUUGUGGAUUAUUUCUUUAAUUUUUCUGAAGAAAAAAUUUUAAACGUUUACUAAAAACCAUGGGAGAAAAACGAAAAGCCAUGGAAGAUGAAAUGUCUCGUUUCGAGGCAGAAAUUUCAAAGCCAGCUGUAGUUGCCAAUCGUAAUAUAUUUGUCCCCAAUCAAGUUCGUCCCAUCAUUGGAUCAAAUACUUACAGUCAAGUACAACAGAAGCUGAAUCAGGCACCAGUUGCACGCACACCAGCUCCACCACCAAUGCCGAUUCCACCAUCGUUUCUUUCCACUUUCGUGCCAACAUCUGCUGAAGCUCAACCCAAAGCAAAUCCGACACCCGUUGUUUUAAGUAGUGCUCCUAAAUUCUACCAAAGUCGACAGUCUGUUAAUAUAUCUCAGGUUGCUGCUGCUCCUCACAUCGACAUAAAUGCAAUUCAAUUCGAUGUAACUCAAAAGUUGAAAAAAUUAAAAGCUGAAAAAUCUGGACCGAAUCCAAUUGCUGAAGAAGCCAUUAAAGCUGCUCGUGCUUCAUCAGCACUACAAUCAUUUCAAACGGAAAAAAAGAAAAAAGAUAGAAAAACAGUUCGAGUUGCUGGUGGACAGAUUUGGGAGGAUUCCUCACUGGCCGAUUGGCCUGACAACGAUUUUAGAAUAUUUUGUGGAGAUUUAGGAAAUGAUGUUAACGAUGAAAUAUUGACACGGAUAUUUAAUAAAUUUCCAUCUUUCCAAAAAGCUCGAGUUAUUCGAGAUAAACGAACUGGUAAAAGUAAAGGUUUUGGAUUCGUUAGCUUCAGAGAACCCGCUGAUUUUAUUCGAGCAAUGAAAGAAAUGGAUGGACGCUAUGUUGGAAGUAGACCAAUUAAACUAAGGAAGAGCACCUGGCGUCAAAGAAGUUUGGAUGUUGUAAAGAAGAAGGAAAAAGAAAAACAAACCUUGCUGCAGUCAUUUCAAAAAUAAUUAAAAAUAAA
Episyrphus balteatus (marmalade hoverfly) is the source of this 1007-nucleotide messenger RNA. Its product is annotated as RNA-binding protein 42. Bases 106 to 996 code for a protein of 296 amino acids. The record is from RefSeq and is a predicted model, not a curated record. Lineage: Eukaryota; Metazoa; Arthropoda; Insecta; Diptera; Syrphidae. Gene Ontology annotation, molecular function: mRNA binding. The transcript is spliced from 3 exons.